GUCAUAUGCCAAAGGAAGAUUCGAAUGGGCAAUGUUGGGGAUGGGGGAUGGGAGAUCUGUGAUGACCUUAAAGUGCGUCCAAAACGUCCUUGCAUUGUUUAUUCAUUUGGAAUUAACUAUGACUUCUCCUUUGACGACGAUGUGGCCAGGCUGUAUGGAUGCCAUGUGUACUCUUUUGAUCCCAGCAUGGAAAAGAUGGAAACAAGCAACAGGUCAGUGCUAUCCAGUCACGUACAUUUUUAUAAAAUUGGACUUAGUGGUCAAACAGUCACCCUUGAUCAGGGCUGGAAUUUGUACACACUAAGUGAUAUUCGUUCCCGUCUUGGACACCAGAAUGCAGUGAUCGAUGUCAUCAAAAUGGACAUUGAGGCCUCAGAAUGGGAUGCACUUCCUCAAAUGGUGUCAUCUGGACAGCUAGAAAAUGUGCGGCAGCUUUUGCUGGAGUACCAUGUGGUAGACACUUCACAUGAGUACUUGCUGCCACGGCUGAAAAGCAUCCAGGCUGUGGAAAGGUUGGGCUUUAGGAAGUUUCUUGUGCAUAAAAAUGAGCACUGUGUGGAAUAUUUUGUAAAAUACCCAGUGCCAAGAACCCACUGCUACGAGGUUCAUUAUUUGAGAGGUUAA
Molecule: messenger RNA, 624 nt
Organism: Candidula unifasciata
Lineage: Eukaryota; Metazoa; Mollusca; Gastropoda; Stylommatophora; Geomitridae
Source: the annotation of a GenBank genome assembly